This is a messenger RNA of Andrographis paniculata, 1815 nucleotides long. Its product is annotated as pectinesterase. Gene Ontology annotation, molecular function: pectinesterase activity; pectinesterase inhibitor activity. Lineage: Eukaryota; Viridiplantae; Streptophyta; Magnoliopsida; Lamiales; Acanthaceae. The coding region runs from base 107 to 1549 and encodes 480 amino acids. The transcript is spliced from 3 exons. Gene Ontology annotation, biological process: cell wall modification. The record is from RefSeq and is a predicted model, not a curated record.
ACAUCCAAUGUUUUCGUCUACGCAUAUUUACAGAUUUUCCUUUAUUAUUGUUAAUGUUAUUAGCCACAAUUAAUUCAAAAAUAUUUAAUUUCAUCGAAAAAAUAUAAUGUCUCGUCUUUGCUUCACUGUAUUUUUGCUGCUUCUUGCAGCCGCAACUGCUGCUGUUCACUGUAAUAACGAGCUUCAAGCGGUGGCAAUGGCGAGAGAAGCAUUGCUGUUGCAAUCGGGUCGGGUCGGGUACGAGAUGCUCAGCGGGUCGGGCGGUGAUGACGGUGCUGAUGCUUUGGCUGACUGCGUGAAGCUGUAUGAAGCGGCGGAGCCGAGGCUGGGAUUGUUGGUUUUUGCGGGUGACAGUAACUUUAGCCGCGAUGAUGCUGUGACUUGGCUCGGCGCAGCAUUGGCGAGCCACGCCACUUGUCUGGACGGCUUGGGGGAGAGGGAAUGGCUCGUUGAAGCCGGGCAGGCGCGGAAUUUGACUCGGCUUAUUAGCCGCGCCUUGGCUCUAUACAGCGCCGCCGGCGGAGCUGAUACGAGAAGGAAAUCGUCGACGGGGUCUGACGUGGCAGGGCUUCUGGCGUCGUGGGAUGUUACGACCUCGAAGGCCGAUUUGGUGGUGGCGCAAGACGGCUCCGGAAAUUACAGGACCGUUAGUGAAGCUGUGGCGGCACUCGGUCGGAAAAGGCCCGCCGGCGGAAGAAUCGUCGUGCACGUGAAGUCGGGGGUGUACAGAGAGACUGUGGACAUUGGUAGGAAUCUAAAGAACGUCAUGUUCGUCGGCGACGGAAUUGACAGAACUGUCAUCACGGCCGGCCGGAAUGUCCCUGACGGCGCCACCACUUUUAACUCCGCCACGUUUGGUGUCUCCGGCGACGGGUUCUGGGCUCGGGACAUGACAUUCGAGAACACGGCGGGGCCGGAGAAGCACCAGGCGGUGGCGGCGCGUGUGAGCUCCGACGAGUCUGUAUUCUACCGGUGCAGCUUCAGGGGCUACCAGGACACCCUCUUCGUCCACUCGCUCCGACAAUUCUACCGCGACUGCCACGUGUACGGCACCAUCGACUUCAUCUUCGGCGACGCCGCCACGGUUUUCCAAAACUGCGACAUACUCGUCCGGCGGCCGAUGGAUCACCAAUCCAACAUAAUAACGGCGCAGGGGAGGAGCGAUCCCAACCAGAACACCGGAAUCUCGAUCGUCAACUCCCGCGUGUCGCCGGCAGGCAAUUUUCAGGCCGUUAAGGGAAAAUUCAAGACCUACUUGGGGCGGCCAUGGAAGCCGUACUCCAGAACCGUAAUUAUGAAGACGGAAUUGGACGGAUUCGUCGACGGAAAAGGAUGGAAAGAAUGGAGCGGAGACUACGGGCUCAAGACUCUGUAUUACGCCGAGUAUAUGAACAGCGGCGCCGGGGCUUCCACGGCGAGCAGAGUGAAAUGGCCUGGUUUCCAUCUGAUGCACGACCGGCGAGAAGCUGAAGGGUUUUCUGCCGGAAAGUUCAUCUCCGGGGAGAGCUGGAUUCCGGCGACCGGAGUGCCGUUCAUGGCAGGGAUAUGAUGAUAUAUGUGAUAUAAUAAUAUUUGUGAUGUGCAUCGAAUACAAUGUGUAGAAUAAUGGAAUUCUUCUACAGCUGUGUUAUUUUUGUACUGCAUUCUUCACCAAAUGCCUUUUUGUUUUUGCCAUUGUUCCUCGGCUUCAAGCGUCGAGGCCCGGGCCGGGAUACGCGGGUAAGCUCAUGAUGCGCUUGUCGAGCACCGGACCACCUAUAGUAAAGUGGUAGAGGCUCUGAUACUUCAAACCUUUCAAUCCAAGAAUCUCGUGUA